CCAGCGCAAACCCUUGCUCUGGCCCGGCCUGAUAACUCCUGUAGCCGCCUAAAGGGCAUAUAAGAGCGAGCGCCGUCCGACAACCCCGGUAGUGCGGCUCGAACAGCUGUCUGUGGCGAACGGUCGAGUGUUCGUUGUUCUUUCUCAGUGUCGCUCUGUGGCAGUGCCAUCGUCAGCAGCAGCCGCGACAACGCAUCAGUCGGCGAGUCACCACAGCUUAAACCACACCUCAACAGGUUCCUCUGUCAACGCUCUUCGUCCAGCAACCCAGCUACGAUGAGAGACAAGCCCGACGUAGCAAAGACGACCUCCACGUGGGUCAGCCCGUCCCCGAGGAGGAGGAGACGUCCCCAAGCCAUGGAUAUCCCAGGCUGUGUGUGUGGCCGCGGAAGUGGGGUCGCAGGAUCCCUGAGCGGCAGUAUGGGUAUGAGUGCAGCAUGGCCUGAGGAGAAUGGAAUGUCUGCAAGCUCUUCCAUGUCCACAAGCCUUCUUACUAAGACGAAGCCUUUUCCUAUCAGGGGAGAGCGUGCCAAUUAUGUGAACACGCCACAUGUCAUUGUUAUGGUGGGUCUGCCUGCAAGAGGAAAAACCUACAUGGCUAAAAAGCUGACAAGGUACCUCAACUGGAUCGGCAUAAAAACAAAAGUGUUCAACUUGGGCGAGUACCGUCGACGUGCCACCCACAUGUACAAGAAUCAUAACUUCUUCCGUUCGGACAAUGAAGAAGCAAUGGCUCUCAGGGAACGGUGUGCGAUGGAUGCCCUGGAUGACGUUUGUGACUGGCUUGAUAAUAGUGGGGGUGAAGUGGCUGUCUUUGAUGCUACAAAUACAACAAUGCAUCGUCGGCGAUUAAUAUACAACAUCAUAGUGGAGAAAAUGGAGUACAAGCUAUUCUACGUAGAGUCAAUUUGUGAUGACCCAUCCAUCAUCGAGGCUAAUAUAAGGGAUGUGAAGAUCAACGGCCCAGACUAUCCAAGGUCGCCAUCUCAUAGUAGUAAAUCUCCUGGGCAUCCUUGCUCUCAAGAAGUAAAGGUUAACAGCCCAGACUAUCGUGGAAUGACAUCAGAGGAGGCACUUGAGGACUUCUUGCAGAGGAUUGAGCAUUAUAUGGAGCAAUAUCAACCUCUCGAUGAAGCCUUGGAAGACCACCUCUCCUUCAUGAAAGUCUAUAACACAGGGCAGAAGGUGGUCGUUCACAAGCAUGAGGGACACAUCCAGGCACGUAUUGUGUAUUACUUGAUGAAUACUCAUGUCACUCCCAGAACCAUCUAUCUUGCACGACAUGGAGAAAGUGCUUACAACCAAAUGGGCAAAAUUGGAGGGGACUCUGACUUGAGUGAACGUGGACGUAAGUUUGGAAAUGCCCUUGCAGAAUACAUUAAGGAACAGAAGAUACCUAAGUUACGGGUUUGGACCUCUUGGAUGAAGCGUACAAUUCAGACGGCAGAGGGUAUUGACGCUCCUCAGGAAAGGUGGAAGGCACUGAACGAAAUUGAUGCAGGAAUUUGUGAAGAGAUGACAUACGCUGAAAUCAAAACAAAGUUCCCUGAAGAUUUUGCUGCUCGUGACCAGAAUAAGUUCAGCUACCGUUAUCCUCGAGGUGAGAGCUAUGAGGACUUGGUAGCACGUCUGGAACCUGUAAUUAUGGAGCUUGAACGCCAAGGAAAUGUCCUUCUGAUUGCACAUCAAGCAGUCCUGAGAUGUCUUCUUGCAUAUUUCCUCGACAAACCUUCUGAUGAGCUGGCCUACAUUGAAGUUCCACUCCACAACGUGAUCAAACUAACUCCUGUGGCCUAUGGAUGUGAGGUGGAAUACAUCUCUCUAAACGUUGAGUGUGUCAACACCCAUCGUCCCAGGCCAGAGGUACCAGGAAGCCUGGAUCCAGACCUAUUCUUCGAAGUUGCAGACAUGGAUACUUGAUGCUAAAAUCAGAUAGGGGACAUCUGCUGUAGGCAUCUUUAUUUUACUUUACUGCCAACCAAUCUUGUUUGCCAAACCUUUUGCUAACCUUACGGUGCUCACCACAGUUGCCUCCAUUGCUUGCAUUGAAAUUUUCCUUAUAGUUUUGUAGUUGUUGAUUGUCCCAUGUCCUCAAACACUGUUAUGAAAGAAUAUUUUGGGCAAAUGAAACUUUUGUUUUAAGUAUACCUUGCAUAUGGUACUUACAUAUUGUUAUAUUAAGUUUUUAGGUAAUGGGCAUAUAAAAUAUACAUAUCUGACCUCUUUGGUCCUUUUUAAAAAUUUGAACUGAAAAAAUAAAUGUGCCAGCUACCUUCUGGCAUAUUAAUGAGGUAAUAAAACCAAAGGAGUAUCCAUGGUGCAUUUAAACAGUAUAAUUCUGUAUCUACCUUUUCCUUCUUUUGUUUUAUGGAAUUUGAACUGUAUCCAAGUUCAAAAUGUAGAUUUUUUUGUUUUUUUCUCCAAAGAAUUUAUGUCUUACAGUUUAGAACUGUGUCUUCUCAUUAAGUUCAUAUGUUUGCUGUGCUUUGUUGCCUUUAUUUACUGAGUAAAGAGGAUCCUUUCAAAUUUUGAGAUAAGAUUACAUAGGUUGUGAUGGUGUUCUAUUCCAAUUUCAUAUUUAUGGGAAGCGAAACAGUAAGGUUGUGAAUCUGAGUCGAGCUUAUAAGUGAAUUAAUCAUUAUUUAUGUAUGUGAUUGAUGUAUAUAAUGUAAUAUUGUGUACAUUAGCAAGAACUGUGUUUGAAAAACAUACCUCUUGCCAAGAAGUCUGUAAUAAAAUACUGAAAGUUUUGGUGAAAAUUGUUACUAGUCAGUGGAAAAAAUACUUUUAUUUUCAUUUUUUCCUAAUGCUGGACAUAAAAGGAAAAUGAGUAAGAUUAAUUUUGCUGUGUACAUCUAGUUAGUAUUAUGGAUAUUAAUAUGUAUUAAAUGAUGGUUUUCCCAGUCUCUUAUGUGUGCCUGUUAGGAUAAGUGUUGUUUUCAUCCCUAUUCAAGAUCAUAUAAUUGCCACCCUUUUUCAUAAAACUAAAAAAAAAAGAAAAAAAAAAUUCAAACCUUUUUUCUUUUGUGCUUAAUCUUUGUGCAGUAAAGUAGCUUUUCUUUUGCCAGCAAGACAGCAGAUUCAAUAUUGAUUUUUUGUUGUCUAUGUUACUGUCUUUAGGUUAUAAUUUACUUAUUUUUUGCCAAUGAAAAUAUCCUUGCAUAUUUCUAUAUUACGUCUGAAAACACUGGGUUAUCUUUUAAAAAAGAUGUAGAGGAAAAGGAUCUUUAAAAAGGUGAUUAUAAUGAAUAAAGGAUAAAGAGAAAAUGAAAACAGACUUAAAAAGCAGAGGUUCUAUUAGCUUAGCUAUAGUAUUGGUAUACAUAGUCAUACCAGUUAGAUGGAGAGAAUAUUAGAUACAUAUAUGAACUGGAAUGUGAAAGACCUUGGGUUUUUGUACUAAGUGGUGACUAUCUUGUGCUGUGUUGUCUACCUAAUUAUUAUUUAUAAAGAUCAGUAUGUUCAUUGUAGCUCAUGCAGUUAUGUUUGCUUUUUUUUUAAAGAAAUACUAAUAUGAGUAACCCAUUCACUCUUUGCUUUGGUAUAAAAAAAAUGUUCAAGGCUUCAUGGACUUUUUUGUGUGUGUUUUGGAUUAUGUUUUGAUAUAAAUUAUAUGCAUAUCAUAUAAUAUGUAUUCAUGUAUUUAAUAUUAUAUUAUUUUUUUCUGAAUUUAUAGUAGGUCUGAGAUUAGUAAUUCAUUGUCAUCAUGGAAGUGAGUGGGUUAUGUUAUUUAUAAGAUGAAUUUCCUUUUUUUAUUGCUAUUCAUUAAAAUUUCUUUUGUAAAGCUCUGUUUUAGGAGUU
Penaeus vannamei (Pacific white shrimp) is the source of this 3801-nucleotide messenger RNA. Its product is annotated as 6-phosphofructo-2-kinase/fructose-2,6-bisphosphatase. The record is from RefSeq and is a predicted model, not a curated record. Gene Ontology annotation, biological process: fructose metabolic process; fructose 2,6-bisphosphate metabolic process. Lineage: Eukaryota; Metazoa; Arthropoda; Malacostraca; Decapoda; Penaeidae. Gene Ontology annotation, cellular component: cytosol. Gene Ontology annotation, molecular function: fructose-2,6-bisphosphate 2-phosphatase activity; ATP binding; 6-phosphofructo-2-kinase activity.